Molecule: messenger RNA, 2468 nt
Organism: Drosophila persimilis
Lineage: Eukaryota; Metazoa; Arthropoda; Insecta; Diptera; Drosophilidae
Gene: lic
Product: dual specificity mitogen-activated protein kinase kinase 6
Exons: 5
Coding region: 438-1454 (338 amino acids)
Biological process (GO): stress-activated MAPK cascade; protein phosphorylation
Molecular function (GO): MAP kinase kinase activity; ATP binding
Source: RefSeq, a predicted model, not a curated record
GACGAAGAAUACGCGAGGAAAAGCAAGAAAAUCGUAGAGAAGCGCGAGAAAAACAGGAAAAGUGCAAAACGGAAAACCGCGGCCACAAAGUCUAACCGAAGCGCGGCAUUUUCCUAGCGUUUGCAUUCCAUUCAGACGCGCAGCGAACGUGCUUCACGAAAACGACCAGGUUUUUUGACCAAAUGUGGUAAAAAUAGCAGCCAGCAGAAGCAGAGAAGCAGCAGCCACAGCCGCCGCCGCCGCGCCGUCGUCGUCGUCGCCGACUCCCAAACUCCAGAAAAGCCCACACAUUUGAUUUUAAAUCACCCUUCCUCCCUCCCGCACACGGACACACGCACACUGAAAUCCGUGCGACAGCAACGGGGGAAAUCCUUGCAGAAAAGCGCAACAACACACUCACGUAGAACCGAAGAGAUACCCAGAAGAGCCAAGCCGCAAUGUCACGACCACGUCCGCGUCCUCAACCCAUCAGUAUCCACCGCGAGCCGGAACAAGCUCUUGUCCCGCCACGGAACCUGGACUCCCGUGCCACCAUCCAGAUCGGGGACCAGACCUUCGACAUAGAUGCCGACAGUCUGGAGCGAAUCUGUGAUCUGGGACGAGGUGCCUACGGCAUUGUGGAGAAGAUGCGACAUCGCCAGACGGACACAGUGCUGGCAGUAAAGCGUAUACCGAUGACCGUCAAUAUACGGGAGCAGCAUCGUCUGGUCAUGGACCUGGACAUAUCGAUGCGAUCCAGCGACUGCCCCUACACGGUUCACUUCUAUGGGGCGAUGUACCGCGAGGGCGACGUCUGGAUCUGCAUGGAGGUGAUGAGCACCAGUCUGGACAAGUUUUAUCCGAAGGUCUUCAAGCACGACCUGCGCAUGGAGGAGAGUGUGCUGGGAAAGAUUGCCAUGAGCGUGGUCAGUGCUCUCCACUAUCUGCACGCCCAACUGAAGGUCAUCCAUAGAGAUGUGAAGCCUUCGAACAUACUGAUCAAUCGCGCCGGCCAAGUGAAGAUCUGUGACUUUGGCAUCUCAGGUUAUCUGGUGGACUCUAUUGCCAAGACAAUCGAUGCCGGCUGUAAGCCGUACAUGGCCCCCGAGCGCAUCGACCCACAAGGGAAUCCUGCACAGUACGACAUACGCUCCGAUGUGUGGUCGCUGGGCAUAAGCAUGAUUGAAAUGGCCACCGGCCGCUAUCCGUACGACAAUUGGCGGACGCCAUUCGAGCAACUGCGACAGGUGGUUGAAGACGAUCCACCCAGGCUGCCAGCGGGCACAUUCUCGCCCGAAUUCGAAGACUUUAUCGCCACCAGCCUGCAGAAGGAAUAUAUGGCGCGGCCCAACUACGAGCAGCUGCUGAAGCACAGCUUCAUUGUGGAGCAUCUGCAGCGCAAUACGGACAUUUCCGAGUUUGUGGCCAGGAUACUGGAUUUGCCGGACGAACAGCCGCAGCAGCCGACAAAGUAGAGGCCCCGUCCGCAGUCUCUUCCCGUGUAAAUUGCCGCCGUCUUCUUUCUAGCAUGCAUUUCGUACAUGUGUGUGAGUGUGUGUGUGUGUUGUGUCUCUUGAACUGGAAAAAAAGAAAAGAAAAAAAAAAUAGGAAAAAGAAAAACCCAGCCCAUAUGGAAAACAUUAUAUAAUUCUAGUUGUAAGUGAAACCAAAAGCAAAAGCAAACGAGCAGAAGCCGAAGGCGAAGCCAAAGCCGAAGCCGAAGCAGAGAAGCAUCUUCUCUCAGCGACGACGAACUACUUUGCGGGCGGAGAAGCCGCCAGCCACCAUCCACCAGCCGCCCUAGCACUUACGCCCUCCGCUCCAAAAUCCUCUUGCACUACGCUCAAAGCCGAACCGUGCCUCCCGUCAGCCGGUGUGUUAGUUAGUUGCUGCUAAAUCUAUAUCUUAUAUAUGUAUACACACUAUAUUAAUCAAUUUGUACUACGAGUGAUCCAAAAGAGAGAUGGAGAGAGCCAUGGAAACCUUCAGGGACUGGGACUGGGAGGAGUGCGAGUGCGAUUGCGAUUGUAAGCGUAAGCGCCGUCACGCAGCCGUAAUAAUGGUAAUUGUCUAACAAAUAAACCAUACGCGGAUUAUAGCUAAUUAAUGUUGAAACAUCUCCUGUAAUUACUUGUUGAUUUUUUAAUAUGUAUAACGAUAACGAUCUAAAUGUACAAGAGAGAGAGAGAGAGAGCGCGCGCGCGAGCGUAGAGCGGCGAGAAUUCAAUUAAGGCGAGAUGUACGAUGUACGAUAUCCGAUAUAUGAUGUAUGUAUGCCCUGCCCCACUCCCCUUUCCACCAACAAUCAAUCAAUCAAGCAAUUAAUUAACAUUUAUAUUUACAUUUAACAACGAAUGCGCAAGGCUCUAAAACAAUCAAUUGUAUUACUGGCCCUGAAGGAUCCUCCUUUGAAGGACUCUUGCAAAUAAAAGUGUGCUAGAAAGCCCGCUUCGGCCAGCCGAAGUAUACCCUUUGCAGUUGCAACGAGA